UCAUCUCGUUGAGAUAACGGAUUGACUGCAAAAAGCUCAUCCCCUGCAUACGACAGUCAACAUUCCCAUCAGUUCCUGCAUACCACCUAUAAUACUCUUACCUCUAACCUAUAUAAAUGCGCACCCAUUCUAUUCUCUUACCAAGUUGUCCAUCCAUAUUGUGUUAUCUGCUGCUCCUACUCGUUGAAUCUGUGCAUUCGGCUCCUAAAACCUCUCGCUUCCAUCUGACCCACAUUAUCAAACACGGUUAUACCCAAGAAGGAGCAACCCAAAAACUCUAUCUGAAAUCCUAUGACCUCUCACAAUUACAGCACCGACCUGUAUACCCUACUGUUAAGCACCAUGAGGGCACCAUAAACGUCUGGAGUGAAUGGAGGGGACAACGCAUUCAGCAGGUGCAUGUCAAAGAAAAGCCGAUUAGAAUACCGGAUCAUACGGACCCCGAGACGGUGUUGUCGUUGGGGUUGAUGACACAUGAUGCGUACUUGGAGCCGGAUGAUAAAGGUUGGGUCGAUAUUCCUGGAUGGAAUCAGACGGUUCGGUGGAAAGGCGAAGGCAAAAGUUUAGCCUCUUACGUUUUUCUUGAUGAAGACGAAGAAGUUCUCGUCAUUGUGCUCAAAGGUACAACGCUGGCUACUCCUGUAGGAGGGGGUCCAUCGUCGAAUGAGGACAAGUACAAUGACAAUAUCAUGUUUUCUUGUUGCUGUGCAAAGGCUGGGUGGGGAUGGAAGCCUAUAUGCGACUGUCCGACUGGCAAGAAUGAGUGCGAUAUGAAAUGCUUGAUCCAAAAUUCGAAUUUCGAUGGAUCCUAUUAUAAUCUUGCACAGACCAUGUAUCUAGCCGUUCGGGAAUGGUUUCCGUCCCGUGUCAGUAUUUGGUUAGCUGGUCACAGUCUGGGAGGCGCCCUUGCCUCCCUCAUAGCAUUAACGAAUGACCUGCCAGCAUUUGCAUACGAAGCGCCUGGUGACUUAACCUAUGCCCUUCGACUCGGCUUGCUACCUUCGCUACCUCCAGACCAAAAACCGGAUUACACGGAUUUUCUCAAAACGCUGCCCAUCUAUCAUUUUGGAAAUACUGGUGAUCCAAUUUACUUGGGGCAGUGCAAUGGACCCACUAGUAGUUGUUGGUGGUUCGACUAUGCAUUGGAAACAAAGUGUCAUACUGGCUAUGAAUGUAUAUAUGACAUUAACAGCCCUCCACCACUCCUCCUACUUCAGGAUCAACCCACAACAGUGCAACUAAGCGUACGUUAUCACACAAUUGACUUUGUCAUCAAAACCUUUCUAGAAAAGUCCAAAACCGUGCCGGAGUGCAAGGUUGUUGACAAUUGUUUGGCUGAGGAGUGCCAGGCGUGGAAAUACAUUUAGUGUCGAUAUAUUGGCAACCGAUUUGCUGUAUGAUAAUGAAUAUGAUAUAUAUAUUUGCGUACAUUUUGAUUGCAAGA
Molecule: messenger RNA, 1444 nt
Organism: Spizellomyces punctatus DAOM BR117
Lineage: Eukaryota; Fungi; Chytridiomycota; Chytridiomycetes; Spizellomycetales; Spizellomycetaceae
Exons: 7
Coding region: 117-1367 (416 amino acids)
Biological process (GO): piecemeal microautophagy of the nucleus; multivesicular body membrane disassembly; macroautophagy
Molecular function (GO): glycerophospholipase activity
Source: RefSeq, a predicted model, not a curated record